This is a messenger RNA of Helianthus annuus (common sunflower), 1293 nucleotides long. RefSeq lists its product as uncharacterized. Gene Ontology annotation, molecular function: catalytic activity. Bases 1 to 1293 code for a protein of 430 amino acids. Lineage: Eukaryota; Viridiplantae; Streptophyta; Magnoliopsida; Asterales; Asteraceae. The record is from RefSeq and is a predicted model, not a curated record. The transcript has a single exon.
AUGAAUUGUCUUUCUAUUAAUGUCAGGGGGAUCGGGGGAGUUUAUAAAUCUGGUUGGAUCAGUUCAAUCAUUAGGGAACAUGGAAUAAAUUUCCUAGCUAUUCAGGAGUCAAAACAUGCUGGUGUGUCAAGAUCUGAGUUGUCGAAAUUUUGGGGUAGCAACGGGUUCGGUAUGGAGUCGGUUGAUGAUUCUGGGCUUUCUGGUGGUUUAAUUUGUAUGUGGGAUGAUAGCUUGUUUCGCUUGGAGUCGUCAGUUAAAAGUAGGCAUUUUCUCCUUGUCAGGGGUCAUCUGGUGGGUUGUAGCUCGAUAGUUAAUUUUUUGAAUGUGUACGCUCCUCAAGGGAUUCCUGCUAAGAAAGAUCUAUGGGAGGAGUUGACUGUGAUUAUCAAUAACACGGAUGGUUUCUGGAUUAUCGGUGGGGACUUUAAUGCAGUCCGUUAUCACGAAGAAAGGAGAAAUUGUGUGUUUAAACCUUCCUGUGCCAAUAAUUUUAAUUCUUUUGUGUUUGAAGCGGGGUUGUUUGAGUUUGAUAUGAGAGGUAUGCAAUUCACUUGGCGUUUUGAAAAUGGGAACAAACUCAGUAAGCUUGAUAGAUUUUUGGUUAAUUCGGAGUUCCUUAAUGGUUGGCCGGAGGCUCGUGUUCAGGCUCUCCCGUGUUUGUGGUCGGAUCAUUGUCCUAUUAUUUUGAUUUCCAAAUCGGUUAAUUUUGGGUCGUGUCCGUUCCGUAUUUUUAACUCUUGGUUGGUUAAAGAGGGGUUUACGGAGGUUGUGGAAGAAGCUUGCAACGAAUUCUCUUCCACAGGCUACCCCCCUGACGUUGCAUUGAUUAAAAAGUUGGGUCAUGUUCGUGGUAGAAUAAAGGAGUGGAGAGACAAAAUGAUUCAAAAGGAGGGUGAAGCACGUAGGAUUGCUGGAGUAGAGCUUGAGGAGUUGGAGUCGAUUCUUGAUUCAAGAGAUUUAAUAAAAGAGGAAGAAUGGAACUUGGCGGAAAACAAAAAGACCAUUGCCGAGAUGGAGUUUGCCAAAGUGAUGGAUCUGAGGCAAAGGUCUAGGGUAAGAUGGGCCAAAGAUGGUGAUGAAAAUUCCAAAUUUUUCCAUUCUAUGAUUAAUUGCAGGAAAGCGACCAACGUUAUUCACGAGCUUAAUAUUGGUGACGAAUGGGUGUCCAAACCCUCUCUUAUCAAGAAGGGUGUUUUCAACUUCUUCAGAUCCAAGUUCUUGGAGGAGUGUGCGUCCCGUCCCCCUCUUAUUUGCGAUAACUUGAAGAAGAUAUCUUCUUCUAAUGCAUCCUAG